ACUCCAAUAACUAACAACAACAACAACAACGGCAGCACAGCAACAAAAUGGAUUACAGCCAAUUAGACGCGGACAUUAACGGCAACAUCAAUACGGGCAAUAUCAAUACAAAAGACUUUCUCGCCAUAUUCUCAUCAACAAGUCCCACCGAUGUGACUGCCACCUCCGCCACGGCGACGGGCGGUUGGCCAGGAGGUGGUGGAGGUGGCGGUGGCAGUGUUGGUCGUUUGCCGCCUCUCUCUACCCUGCCCAACAUCACUAAAGUUGCUGGUUCCAUUCACGUCGCCAACGGUAACAGCAGUGCGGCGCCACCAUCGGCCAUCAGCAACACGACACUCCUCAACCCGCCACUACUAACUGUUGAUGCAAGCAGUGACCUCGGCGGCGGCGACGGCGGUGGUGGUCAAGACGGGCUCACCAAUCUGUUCGAGAGCUCUUUGCAGGGCGCCAUCACCACACUCAGUCCGAGUAGUUAUGCCAACGAUAGUUCUUACUACUUUGUGAAUAGCAACUUUUUCAAUAACAGCACCUUGUUGGGUUUUAGCGGCGGCAAUUAUACUAAUCAAACGUUGUUGGUGUCAUCGGCAGCUGCGACGAACAUCUUCGCUAAUCUAACAGAAGUGCAGUGGAACGGCACCUAUCCGAGCGGCUACACAUUGCCGCAGAUUGUUGUCGCUUCGGUGAUUGUGACGAUAUUGAUGAUAAUCAUUGUGGUGGGCAAUAUGCUGGUCAUCAUUGCCAUUGCGACGGAGAAGUCAUUGAAGAACAUACAAAAUUGGUUCAUUGCCUCGCUGGCGGUGGCGGACUUCUUUCUCGGUCUCAUCAUAAUGCCCUUCUCGCUGGCGAACGAGCUGAUGGGCUACUGGGUGUUCGGCAGUUGGUGGUGUGACAUUCACUCCGCAAUGGAUGUGCUGCUGUGCACGGCGUCCAUAAUGAAUUUGUGUCUGAUCUCGUUGGAUCGCUAUUGGAGCAUCACGAAGGCGGUGCAGUAUCUCAAGUCGCGUACGCCGGGACGUGCCGCAUUCAUGAUUGCUGCCGUGUGGGUGAUGUCAGCGGGGAUUUGCAUACCACCGUUGCUGGGUUGGAAGGUGAAAAUGCCGGAGGGACCGUUGCCGAAAUGUGCGCUCGUUACGUUCGAUACGGGGCAAUUUGUUUUACAUUUGGUAACACUAUUUUGCACUGGAAAACCCAACCGAUCUGCGGGCAGUGGCCGCGCAGAAAUUCAAGAGGAAAUAGAAAUUGUAUAA
Molecule: messenger RNA, 1247 nt
Organism: Ceratitis capitata (Mediterranean fruit fly)
Lineage: Eukaryota; Metazoa; Arthropoda; Insecta; Diptera; Tephritidae
Product: 5-hydroxytryptamine receptor-like
Exons: 2
Coding region: 48-1247 (399 amino acids)
Biological process (GO): adenylate cyclase-activating adrenergic receptor signaling pathway
Cellular component (GO): membrane
Molecular function (GO): G protein-coupled amine receptor activity
Source: RefSeq, a predicted model, not a curated record